AUUUUUUUUUCUUCCCCGACACCAGUACUUGGCCUAUUCUCUAGACCCACAGCCGCUCACACAACCCUACUAUACAGCCUUUAAUGCUGCAUGAAUUACUGCUAGUGUUAUCAGGAUACCCGGGCGACGUCUUUUUGCCGUCACCACCGGCACCUCAGGCUCCUAACACAUUUGCCAUUGCUUCUGAUUUCCCGUUGCUUCACGAUGCAGAACGCUCAGCCCUCAAUCGACUGGCCAAUUUGGGCUGGCAGUAUGCUAAAAUUGACGAAUUCGUACGAGGGAUUCGCAAUUCCGUGACGUCUUCCCAUAUAGCCGCGGACACACCGCACGGCUCUUAUAUACAAGCCCUGGCUGUCGCUCUGAACGAUGUUCUUCGAGAAUACCGCGACACCAUCGUCAACUGCGAGCAACGGAUCCUUGGAAAGCAGGAUCAUCUCAAUGGAGCAGUUCCUAUCAUUCAUAUUGCCGCAGCGUUUGCGAAAUGGACUAUCAUAUUACCGGCGCUGACAAAAUUGCUGAGCGAGAUUGCAGAGGAUCCAGCGAGCUGGCAUGGGUGCCGGCUACUAGGUCUUAUCAUACAGAAAUCACAUACGGGAGUAGCGGAACUUCGAGAUAUCGCCAAUCAAGUUCUCCACCAUCUUCAUGUCGUCAUGUACAAGCAGAUCAUAUCAUGGAUGGUGUAUGGUCACCUGUUUGAUCCAUACCAAGAAUUUUUCAUCGCUAAACGACCCCCAUCUUCCAAUGCGUCCAUGUCACCGGCUAUUCCUUCAUCGACCGGCGAACAGGAACCUGCUGGAUCCAGUGGACAGUUUGAUCAUUGCCUUGAGAAAAGUUUUAUACCAUCCCAUGUACCGCUCGAAUUGGCGGAAUCCAUUUUAUUUGUGGGAGAGAUCGUCAAGACAGUACGAGAUAAUUCAGCAAGCUAUUCCAACAUGCUACCAAAGGAAAUGGUAGAACAGCAUUUGCAACUUUUGCUUCAAUUGAGCAACACCGGUAGUGAGAGUUACGCUGCGUCUAACAUCAAUAUUCUUCGACUACAAAAGGCUGUCUCAACCAUUCGCCGUGCCACUGCAGAAUGGAUGUUUCAUCAAGUCCUGGUCGGUGAUCAUGACAUCUUACGGUACCUGGAGUCGUUUAAAGAUUUCUAUUUGCUUGGCCAAGGUGAUUUCGCAAGAAACCUGAUUGACGAGUGCGACCAACUUGCCACGUCUGAUUCCAACACGGACCGACGACAUCGGUAUGGACGACGACAAUUGGAUGCUUUGCUCCAUAAAGCUCAGUUUGGAUGCUUGUGUGAAGAUUCCCCUGAGCUCGCUCGAUAUUCGUUGCGUGUUACAAAGCAAUUGGAAGCGUCGCAGGACCAACUGUUCUCCUUCUUCCUAUUGAACGGCUCUCCCUGUUCUCUUAAAUACCACUACCGAUGGCCCUUGAAUCUAUUCCUCACAGCCGCCGACAUGAAUCACUACGAUGCCAUGUGGGAGUUUCUGAUUAGUUUGAAGAAAGUCCAGAGCAAGCUUAAUUCACUCUGGAUUGUCCUUCGAGGGGGAUGGUCGUCCGGUUCAACACGUCGACGGGAUGGUAUGGACGAACAUCAGGAUGGGCCGUGGUCGGUGGCCAGCAUGAAGCAACGUGAACGACUUGUUUGGCGAGUUCGAUCGAAGAUGCUGUUUUGGAUCGAUGCUUUAUGGUGUCAUGUACAGAACGAUAUCAUCAACCCCAGCUACACCUCAUUUAUCGACAGUAUACGGCCUUCUUUAGAAAAGCGUGUAGCGGGUCACGACGAUGCCAUGGAAAGUGUGGAAGGGGAUACGCAUUCAAGCUCUGUAGAGGCGCUUGAUUUUGAACAGAUUCAGAAAGCUCACAAAGUAUACUUGACUCGACUGUUCCGUGGUUGUCUGCUCGAGUCGUCCAGCUCUUCGGAAAGGAUGAGUGCGAUACUUCAAAUAUGCCUUGAAUAUUGCCAAUUGAUUAAAGAUGUUGGAGAUAAGGGGGAUUGGAGUAGUCGACAACGAGCACAAACAGCGGAUGAAAUCGUUGCUAAAUGGACGCAUGGAUUUGGAAAAGAACAAGAUCCGCUUGCAUGGGUAGAUGACGUAUUAGCCAUGGAAAAGAAAUUCGCUGUCGAGACCGCCGAGUUCUUCAAGUCAUUGUCUCGCGUAGGCAUGUCCCAUGGCAAUAGCGAAGGCUUUGACGGCCCGCCAGUGCAUUUGGAUCUGUUCCUGGCCCGCCUGGACUAUAACAAAUGGUUCUCGAUUCGAAGGUUUAAUGUUGAAGGUGGUCGAUAGUCCUGUGAGAAACCCCAUGUACCCCCCGCUGUAAACAUGUUUUGUAUAUAUUGGCACGCUUUAUCUCUCAUUCUAGAAAAAUAAUUUUAUAUCAUUAAUGAAGAUGCGCUUAAUACCUUUUCACACGA
Umbelopsis ramanniana AG is the source of this 2413-nucleotide messenger RNA. RefSeq lists its product as uncharacterized. Gene Ontology annotation, cellular component: centrosome; equatorial microtubule organizing center; spindle pole. NCBI's taxonomy places the organism in Eukaryota, Fungi, Mucoromycota, Umbelopsidomycetes, Umbelopsidales, Umbelopsidaceae. The record is from RefSeq and is a predicted model, not a curated record. Gene Ontology annotation, biological process: spindle assembly; microtubule nucleation; cytoplasmic microtubule organization. The coding region runs from base 84 to 2285 and encodes 733 amino acids. The transcript is spliced from 3 exons. Gene Ontology annotation, molecular function: gamma-tubulin binding; microtubule minus-end binding.